Messenger RNA from Mangifera indica (mango), 538 nucleotides. RefSeq names its product probable small nuclear ribonucleoprotein F. Lineage: Eukaryota; Viridiplantae; Streptophyta; Magnoliopsida; Sapindales; Anacardiaceae. Gene Ontology annotation, biological process: mRNA splicing, via spliceosome; spliceosomal snRNP assembly. The transcript has 5 exons. Gene Ontology annotation, cellular component: U1 snRNP; catalytic step 2 spliceosome. The record is from RefSeq and is a predicted model, not a curated record. The coding region runs from base 123 to 389 and encodes 88 amino acids. Gene Ontology annotation, molecular function: RNA binding.
AAUUCUAAACAAACUAACAAGACAAAAUAGUUUCUUCAAAAUCAGCCCUAACCCGACCGAGCAAAACAAAACCCUAAAAACCUCUCGACACCGCCUCAUAUUUCUCUCCUUCUUCGUCUCCGAUGGCGACCAUUCCAGUUAACCCAAAACCGUUCCUGAACAACUUGACCGGAAAGACUGUCAUUGUUAAACUGAAGUGGGGAAUGGAGUACAAAGGUUUUCUUGCCUCUGUAGAUUCAUACAUGAACUUGCAGCUAGGCAAUGCUGAAGAAUAUAUUGAUGGUCAAUUCACUGGAAAUCUUGGAGAGAUCUUGAUCAGGUGCAACAAUGUUCUCUAUCUUCGUGGGGUUCCAGAGGAUGAGGAGAUAGAAGAAGCUGAUAGAGACUAGGUAGUUUUACAAGCUGUGUAACUUGAUCUUAACUGGUUUGUAUUUCUACCCUAAUUAGAUGCUGUGUAAUUUGAUUGACAUUGCCUAUACUGCUAUUUAUACUCCACUAUUCCAAACAAAUUAAUUUCACUGAAUUGAAUUGUGCUCUA